This is a messenger RNA of Parascedosporium putredinis, 960 nucleotides long. NCBI's taxonomy places the organism in Eukaryota, Fungi, Ascomycota, Sordariomycetes, Microascales, Microascaceae. The record is from the annotation of a GenBank genome assembly.
AUGGCCACGUUUGCGACUAGAGGCUCUUGGUGGAGUAGCUAUCAGCAAAAGACGCGGGCCCUCACGCAAGCACCCGUGGUAAAUCUUGCCCAAUUCGCCGCUUCCAACUACACGAGUGAGGAUCCAGCUAAAGUGGCUCUUAUUGUCGUCGCUUACGCGAGAUGUAUCGGGAGCAAGGCUGGUAGGCGGUUGUACUCGUUGGUAGAAGGUUUGGUGAUAAAAGAAGAUGCAUAUCUGGCUUCCGUGCAGGGUAUGGAGUGCUUGGUGCUCCUUGCCAAGUCGUACACCGAUAUUGGCCAGCCUCGAAGAGCGUGGUUGACGUGGAGGCGAGGCCUUUGUAUGGCGCAGUUCCUCUCGCUAAGCAUUGACGAGGAGCUAGAAGCCAUUUCAUCCAUCCUCCCCGCCGAGUGGUGGCAUGUUCCCACCGCCCUCCCAGACUCGGAAAGCGGGAUCAUGGAACUGAGGGAGAAACUCCUUCUCCAAUUUUACUUCCAUCACGUUCGAACGUACUUACAUCUACCGUUUCUGGCGACAAACGAGGUCCCAGCUGGCCAAAGCGCUACUAGCCAAGGUAUUGCGCUCAACGCAUCUCGCAAAAUGCUGGAGCUGCUCUUGCUUCUGAGAGCCGAAGUGUCUCCUGGAGUCCCCUUGUUCGAGUGUGCCACGAGUGACUUUGUCGGGUUGACUGCUGCCGUGAUUCUUGCCCUCUGCCUCUACACAGUUGACAGUCCCGGAAAGGCUGGGCGGUACGAAGGUGACUGGCAACUAAUCUCGCAAGCUAGGGAUAUGUUUCGACGAGAAGCUAGGCGCAACGCGCAAAAUGCGGAAUGGCAACAUAUCGAUUUCGACGUGGUAUUUGAGUACGCCGGCUCAAGUGGUAUGGGCUCGAAUUUCGGCGGUGCAUUGAACCAAUGGUCAGACUAUCUGGUUGACCUGGAUCAGGACUGGAGCUUAUUUUAG